Molecule: messenger RNA, 1167 nt
Organism: Heterostelium album PN500
Lineage: Eukaryota; Evosea; Eumycetozoa; Acytosteliales; Acytosteliaceae
Gene: cysK
Product: cysteine synthase
Exons: 5
Coding region: 1-1167 (388 amino acids)
Cellular component (GO): cytoplasm
Molecular function (GO): cysteine synthase activity
Source: RefSeq, a predicted model, not a curated record
AUGAAAAUUAAAUUAAAAAUGGUUCGUCCUAGUCAUGAUCAAGAUAACAAUGAAGAUAAACCCAAUUCAACUUCAAAUUCAACAACAACAACAACGACUGUCGAUAAUAAAAAAACAUCUUUUCACACAGGAAUAAGUAAUGGAUUAAUAGAUACAGUUGGUGAAACUCCACUAAUUAAAAUUGAAAGUUUAUCAAAAGCAACAGGAUGUACUAUACUUGGUAAAGCGGAAUAUAUGAAUCCUGGUGGUAGUCCAAAGGAUAGAGUAGCGAAAAGUAUAAUUUUAGAUGGUGAGAAACAAGGCAAGCUAAUUGCUGGUAAGACAACGAUUGUAGAAGCAACCGCAGGAAGUACAGGUAUUUCAUUGGCAAUGUUUGGUAAAUCAAGAGGUUACAAUGUUGAACUUUACAUACCAGACAAUGUAUCAAAAGAAAAAGUUGAUCUAUUAGAAAUGUUGGGUGCAAAGAUAAAUAUUGUACCAAUUGUAGGAAUGAAUAAUGCAUCACAUUUUAUGCAUUGUGCAUAUCAACGAUGUCUUGUAGAUAAAUCAACAUUCUAUGCCAAUCAAUUCGAUAAUAUCUCCAAUUUCAAUGCACAUUUCUAUGGAACUGCCAAAGAGAUAUGGCAACAAACCAAUGGAAAGAUAGAUGGAUUCGUUUGUGCAGCUGGAACAGGUGGAACUUUAGGUGGAAUUUCAAAUUAUUUAAAAUCAAGAUCAUCAAAUAUUGAAACAUGGUUAAUCGAUCCACCAGGUUCAGGAUUAUAUAGUUUGGUUAAUACAGGUGUUAUUUUCGAUGUUCGUGAUCGUUUGGUGGUAGACAAGUUUGGACCACGUUCAUUCUAUGAGGGUGUCGGUGUCAAUCGAAAGACAGAGAACUUUGCCAAGGCAGUGUUGAACGGUGCAUUCCAGGGAACUGAGCAAGAGGGUGUCGAUAUGGCUCACUAUCUACUGAGGAACGAUGGAUUGUUUUUAGGUGGUUCCUCUGCUCUCAAUUGUGCAGGCGCUGUCAAACUGGCGAGAAAGCUCGGACCUGGUAAGACGAUUGUUACCGUUCUCUGUGACCAAGGUCAUCGUUACACCAGUAGAUUGUACAACAAAGAUUGGUUGGCAGAAAACGACUUGACACCAACAAUAUUAGAUUAUAACUCAUUGGAUUUCAUUAAAUAA